Messenger RNA from Medicago truncatula (barrel medic), 1029 nucleotides. RefSeq names its product zinc finger protein ZAT10. Gene Ontology annotation, molecular function: DNA-binding transcription factor activity; transcription cis-regulatory region binding. Gene Ontology annotation, cellular component: nucleus. The transcript has 2 exons. Lineage: Eukaryota; Viridiplantae; Streptophyta; Magnoliopsida; Fabales; Fabaceae. The record is from RefSeq and is a predicted model, not a curated record. Bases 67 to 822 code for a protein of 251 amino acids. Gene Ontology annotation, biological process: regulation of DNA-templated transcription.
UCAACAUUCUCAUUCAUCAUCACUCAACAACAAAAACUCAUUUUCUAUCCUCAACUACUAUACUUGAUGGCUUUAGAAUUACAAACUCUUAAUUCUUCUCCCACAGGAGCUACUACUACUAUUCCUAUUCCAUUCCCACGUUUCAAACAAGAAGAAAAUCAAGAACGUGAGUCUUUGGUUAAAAAGAAACGAUCAAAACGACCGCGUAUUGGUAUUGGUAACCCACCCACUGAAGAAGAAUAUCUUGCUCUCUGUCUCAUCAUGCUCUCACAAAGCAACAACCAAAUUCAAUCAUCACCGUUGAAGCUCAAUCACAAGUGCAGUGUUUGCAACAAAGCUUUUCCAUCUUAUCAAGCACUUGGUGGUCACAAAGCCAGCCACCGCAAAUCUUCAUCGGAAAACCAAUCCACAACCGUCAACGAGACCAUCUCUGUUUCCGUCUCAACCAGUAAGAUGCAUGAGUGUUCCAUUUGUCACAAGAGUUUUCCUACCGGUCAAGCUCUUGGUGGACACAAACGAUGCCACUAUGAAGGAGUCAUCAACAACAACCAUAAUCAUAAUAACAGUAACAGCAGUGGAAUUACAGUCUCCGACGCCGGCGCCGCGUCCUCCUCCAUCAGCCACCGUGGAUUUGACCUCAAUUUACCAGCGCCUCUCACUGAAUUCUGGUCUCCGGUUGGAUUCGGCGGUGGAGAUUCCAAGAAGAACAAGGUUAAUGUUAAUCUCGCCGGAAUCAAUGAACAAGAGGUAGAAAGUCCGUUGCCGGUAACAGCCAAAAGGCCACGUUUAUUUUCUGGUGAAGACAAUGAUGAAACGGUGUAGUUUACUGAUACACCGUUAUUUGAUGGAUUGAAUUUGUUUGCUUAUUAGUUUUCUUCAUUUCUUGUUUUUAUUUUAAAUUGGAUUAGGGUAAUUGGGAUUAGGUUCAGAUUUUGUUUCUACUUCUCGAUUAACAACUCUAUCUGUUGUACAGACGACAAAAUUUGUUGAUUGCUUUUGGAAUCUUUUACUUCAUACUCAUCCAUUCAA